Messenger RNA from Homarus americanus (American lobster), 12408 nucleotides. Its product is annotated as early endosome antigen 1-like. Gene Ontology annotation, biological process: endocytosis. The record is from RefSeq and is a predicted model, not a curated record. Gene Ontology annotation, cellular component: early endosome. Bases 142 to 3234 code for a protein of 1030 amino acids. Gene Ontology annotation, molecular function: metal ion binding; 1-phosphatidylinositol binding. Lineage: Eukaryota; Metazoa; Arthropoda; Malacostraca; Decapoda; Nephropidae. The transcript is spliced from 16 exons.
GGAGAGGUUUGUUUAUCUUGGGAAGCCAUCCUCCAUCCACCUCCCUUCUUGACGUCUUCGGACAUUCAUCACUAUCUGAACUGUAAAUAAAAUAAUGUGAUUCAGCUGUUAAGAGUACAAGGGGACUAAAAACCAGAAAUCAUGAAUUCGUUCAAAAGUUUUAUGAACAAGGUCGGUGAACGGGUGCGUGAAGUGGGACCCCAGACACCAGGGCACACGGCUGGCAAUGGUGACAGGCUAGAUGGAGAUCUAGGGGAGGCAGUUGAAGGCUUCUUGUGUCCAACAUGCUACAUGAGGUUCUCAACACCAGAACUACUAAAAGAUCAUUAUGAUGCAGAUCACAUAGAACCUGCAGCUAACUAUUUAUGUCCAGUUUGCAAGGCUAGACUUAACUCUCAACAGGAGCUAGAAAAGCAUUAUAGUACUGUUCAUGGCAUGAAAGAUACAAGUGGACACAGUCUUGAAGCUUUGCGUGAAGAGUUGACCGAACUGUCUACUAACUUACGUGAAGAACGAUGGUACUCGGAGGAGUUAAAGAAAGAAGUGGAGAGGUUACAAAAUGCAUUCAAGAAAAAGGAUGGAGGGGAAGAAAAUUUUGUGCAUAAGUCUCAACUAGAUGCUGCUGAGGAAACAAAAACUUUGCUGACUUCAGAAGUUGUAUUAUUACGAAAACAACUAACAGAAUCUAUAGAACUGAACAGCAGCCUACGCUCAGAGAAAGAUAUGCUGGAGUCUCGUGCCUCAGAGUUUGCUGUAGAACGUGCUGAGCUGCGGGCCACACUAGAUACCCUUCAGGCUGAGAAAGUUGGUCUUGAGUCAGAGCUGCACGAGAUAAGGUCAAAUCGAGUCAGUCAGGAGAGCCUAGACCAAGCUGAGGUUCACCAUAUGCAACAGGAGAUUACCAAGUUACAUGAACAGUUGGUAACUAAAGAGAAGGAGACUGACUCUGUCAAGGUUUUGGAGAAUAGGUUCCGACAAGACCUUCAGUCUCUCCGAGAAAAACUGAUCGACAGAGAUAUUGAGGCUGGCAGUUUCCAGGCUAGGGAAGUGGCUCUACAAAAUGACCUUAAGGCCAAGUCAGAGCUGGCAGCAGGAUUAAAAGAAGAGAUAAGAAACCUCAAAGAUGAAGUAGACAUAAUGAAAAAGAAAUUACAGGAGAAGGAUGAGGAAGUCUCUCACAUGCACAGUCAACUUGAGGACAAAGACGUAGUUAUGACGGGAAACACUCAACAGACUGAGGAGCUCAAAUCUAAAUGUGCCAAUUAUAUGGAGAAUAUUCAAGCCCUAGAAGCUCAGGUGUCAGAGCUGAGUGUGAAGCACGUUGCCACUCAGUCAGAGCUGGAGACUCUACGGGAGCAGUUACCAGCACUUCAGAACAAACUCAGUGAGGCGGAGAAAGAGAAAAACAAACUAACUCGGGAACUCAGUGAGAAGGCCGGUGAAUUGGAGAGUAUAAAGGAAAAGGUAAAUGAUGCGUCUAAAGAAGAAAGUGAGGUGCUGAAGAAGAAGUCAGAGCAAGUGGAGGAACUACGAAAAAGUCUCAGAGAUGCCGAACAUGCCAGAACCACGGCAGAAAAUGCCCUCGUGGGAAAAGUCGACGUUAUUGAGCAGCUGAACAAUAAAGUGACAAAUGCUGGUAAUGCUCUUAAGGAUGCAAAUGCUAAAUCUGCAUCACUGGAGGUUAAUUUAAGGGAAAAAGACAAAUUAAUUGAAGGUUUACAGGAAAGAGUUAAGGAAAUUGAUGUUUUAAAGACUGACUUAACGAAGGAAAGGGAGACAGUCAAAGUGAAGGAUCAAGAAAUAUCAGAAAUAAAGAAGAAAAUUUCUGAAAUUGAAGCCAAAAAGACAGAAGCAGAAAGAACACUUCAAGAUACCCGAGAAAAUUUGAAUAACGUACAAACAGCUUCUCAGGUUCUCAAGACUGAAUUAGGUUCCAUUAAAGAAGCUCUGAAGAAAAAAGCACAUAGUAUUGAUGAGCUGCAGAGUAACCUGAAACUUGAACAAACUGAAAAAGAAAAUCUGAAAUCCAAGCUUUCUUCAGCUCUUAUUGAGGUUGAGAAUUCCAAAGAUAGUAUUCAAAAAUUACAGACACAAAAUCAAACUCAAGUGGCAGAGUCAAAAGCUAUUCAGGCAAAGAAUGCUAGCUUUGAUUCAGAGCUCAAGAGACUGGCAAAUGAGAAGAGUCAACUACAAGAAAGUGUAACAGCUCUGGAAGGAAGUAAAUCUCACCUAGAGAACACCAUGAAAGAGCAAUCUGCAAAACAUUCUCAGCAAGUACAAGAAUUGAGUGAAAAAUGCGAGAACCUGACAAGUGAAAACAAGGUGCUAUCUGAACAGGUGGUUAACAUCACCACAGAAAAAGAUGCCUUGGAAAAAAGUAAAGGAAUGAUGACACAUGAAAUUAAGACCAUCAAAGGAGACUUGGAGGAAGUGAGAACAAACAACAAGAAACUCGAGGUGCAGGUAGAGGCGUUUAAGAAGGACACCGUCACACUUAGUCAAGAGAAAGCAAAACUAGAAGAGCAGGUUAAGACUCUAGAAGAUAAGGUGAAUGAGGAGGCAUCUAUGAGGACUGUGUUAUCUGGCCAACACGCUGCAGAGUUGGCUGCAGAGCGCCAGCAACGGGACCAAGCAGAGGCUCACUUCUUGACUCUUAAGGAAUCAGUAACCAAAAUGCAAACAGAGCAAAAGAACCAAAAUGAAGCACAAAAGUCUGAGAUAACAAGGUUAACUACACAACUUGAAACUCAAAAAGAAAAAGUGGGAGAACUUGAGGGACGGUUGGGCACACUAGAGGCUGAAGCUGCCGGACUGGCUGGAGACAAGUUGGAACUUGAGGUUCGUGUAGAAGCUGCUGCUGAGGAGCAGAGAAGCCUAGUGGAGCGCUGUGUAGCGGCAGAAUCAGAGGUAGAACGACUACAGAGUCAACUGACACAACUCAGACGUAAAUUGGAUGAUUCAACAGCUGCUCUUCAUGAACUUGGGCGAGAGAAUCAAAAUUUGCAGAUGGAGACUACAAAAUUAGCUGGUCGCAAAUGGGCAGAUGACUCAGAAGUGCUGAACUGCCUUGGCUGUACCAAGGCAUUCUCGAUGACCAUAAGACGUCAUCAUUGUCGUAACUGCGGGCAGAUAUUUUGUAAUGACUGUUCAAGUAAGCAGGCACCAUUAGAAGCUAACAAAAAGUCUGUUAGGGUUUGUGAUGGGUGUUACAAUGAACUGACAGCAAAGUUGUAGAAUCAAGUUAAAAAAAAAAAUUUAAUAUCACAAUAGUAUUACGUAAUGGGGUACUGUUGAUAGGAAAAACUAGCCUUGAGCUUGAGCUUUUUUAACCCAAUUUGAUUAUUCUGAAAAUAAGGUAACUAAUUUUUAUGGUAAUUUUGUAAUCUGAAGAUAUAUAGAAUCACUGUGAAGUUUUGGCUUUAACUAAUAUGAAUUUAUUCCAGGCAAAAGAGGUGCUUGACAUGCACAUUUAGUUGUAAAGUUAAACUACCUUUUUAUAAAUAUAUAUACAUAUACACUACUAGCUUUAUUCAUAGGUAUUUCAUGAACCAAACAUGAUUUGAUCAACAGAAGAAUGACAUGACAUGACAUGGAGGUGUAAUUGUGAUUAAUUUACUUUCCUCUGUCAUCUGUAAUGGAACUUUCAAUUUACUUUAUUGUUAUUUGUUGAGUAUUAAUAAUUUUACUUGAAAUCUGGCAUUUCUUACCUCCCUAACAAUGGAUCCAUAAUGACAUAGGCUUCGAGUAAUUUUCCUGAUAACUAGUAGGAUGAUAUUUGCUGCUGGGAAUGGUUAAAAAUAGGAAGAAGGUAGCAGCGGCAAUAUAUUUUUCACAAUAGCAUCACAACCCUGAAGCCUAGACCGGUGUUUAACAGUUUCUUACGUGCAUUGGACAUCAGUUGAGUGGGUGACUGCUCAAUAUUAUGCAUGGAGAGUUUUGGAGUUAAGUUUUAUUCUUCACAGAGGCAGUACAGUAUGAAAAAUCUAGUCUCCAUAAUGCUAAGGCGACUCACUGAAUUUAACGUCAUGAUUUACAGUGCAAUUUGAUAUUUAUAUUAUUUUUAGUUCCCAUAUGUCUACUUGCGGAAUGGACAAUACAGGUGUGGGACCAUUUAUCCAGCAUACUUGGGUGUCAGUGGAUAGGGGUUUUUUUUUUUCCCAGAAUUUAGAGCGCCAGGCCUAAAAUGUACAGUAAACUCUCUGUAACUCGCUGUGUUGUCAUGUUCAGAUCACUAGAUUCACCACUAAAAGUAACUUUAACUAUAAACUGGAUUGAGCAGCUAUGACUGUCACUUAGUCUUAGCUCAUCCAUAGAACUAAUAUGAAAUGCCUAUUGUACUGUCAUCUUCUUGCCAAUUAUAUUUGUUAGAUAUGUUCGUCAGCUCAAUGAAUGCCAUUCCUGAAUAACUGACAGAAAAUUUGCCUCACUUCCCUGGCUCACAAUCAUGGGUUCUUCACCUGGCCCUUACCUCAUGUACAGUAUGUCACACUUGAUAUUUUUUUAUUUUUUUUUUAUUUAUUUAAUUUUGUUUUUUCAGGAGAUAAAUCAGGCUAACUGGGCUGAUUCAUGUUAGGGAGAAGUUAAUAUUUUGCAUCAGUUUUAUUAAGUAUAAUAUGAAAGUUUAUGGAAAAGAUGCUUUAUUUCUAGAGCCAUUAUUUUCUUCUAUUUAAACUGAGUGGAUUAUAUAACUUUUAAUCAUUAUUGAAUUUGAAUCUAUUUAUGAGUAAACAAUCUCUGAUUUAGGUAAAUUAAACUUUACUUUCAGUAGAUGUAGGAAAUAUAACAUUUGUUUAUGUCUUAUGAUGAUCUCCUUCAUCCUAAAUGUGAAAACUGUAUGCUUAAGACAAAGUCACAAAACACUAGUUAUAGAGAAUGCACAAAUAUUUGUCGGGGUAUGUAGCUGUAAAUAAUAUAUACAAAAACUAAUGAAAGGGUAGAAGGUAAAUGCUGGAAAACUAUGGAAAAGUUUCUUGAUAACUGUAGUAUGUAAUUUUAAGAAUAUAGACAUCAUAUGCUAUAAUAUAUAUAUAUAGUUAUAUCUAAUUUCUGUUCAACCUGCUAAUAGGACGCAGUAUUUUGGUGGGAGUUAACUGAAGCAGUGACAUAUUACGUAUCUUAUUUUGACAAACGUUGUAAACAAGGUCCUUUGAUCUGGGUAUUAUUAUAAAGUAGUAAUUCUUGUGCCUGUUACUAUUUAUUUUGGUGGUUUAUGUUCACAAAGAUCCAUUACUUAAAUUACAGAACAGUUACAUAUGUCAAUCACUGGACUCGAGCCAUAUUUAAUGAUGUGGAGGCUGUACAACUUUAAGAAACAACAUUCUCACAAAGGUCUGCUUGACUGAGAUUAGUUUUGUACUGUAUAUGGAUUGGCAAGUUAGAUCAGUUGGUCAUUAAGUCCACCAGUUAUAAUAUUUAUUACAAUAGGUCUUAGCAUCUCUCACUGAGAAAAGAAAGCUGUCAAUAUAAUUAAUGUAGUACUGUAUCUUCUUUAUUACAUACAGGGACUGACAAUCAUUAUUAGAUUCUAAUUUACUCAAAACUAUUACGAAGUGAUGCAGUACUGUAAUUAGUUACGAUAAAUGUUUAUUUUAAAUCAUAAUCUGAACUUAUAUUUAUAAUGAAAUACUUGAUUUCUAUUGAAAUUUGGAUACUUUUGUGCUGAUAUAAUGUUAUGUGGGUUAACUAUAUACUUGUAAAUACUGGACUGUCAUAAGGAGUCAAUAUUUUAUAUACUUUGGGAAAAUCAGCAGAUUUCUCUUUAGAGAAGGGCUUCUGUAUCCUCGUUACAUUUAAUUACUUUAUCCCUGGUUAAAAAGAUUGACUAUUGAUCCAUCUGGAUAUAACAGUGGAGGUGCACACACCCACUUAUCAGGUUGUAUUCAACUAUAAGAGUAACAAACUUAAGUGCAAAGUGCCUCGGUAAGUUUUGCAGUUUACUUGUAUAUUAUACGUCAAAGUUAUUGGAGUACUCUCUCAAAAUAUGCUGUCAGUUCCAAUUUCUGAUGGGCAUUGAUGGAUUUUGAAUGAAUUAAGUAGCUACUGUAUUAACUGUUGUUAGAGAAACAGUUCAUCAGGUAUUAAUACUAAUGUACAGUAUUGCAUAUUCUUGUGAUAUUUCCAAAGCCUUUUAAUAAGACAUGAAAACAGAUAAUGAAACAUCUAUCUCGCUAAAGACAUUUGAAUUUAAUAAUUGCUUUCCUAAUAUUUUAUUAGCAAAAAAUUCAAACUUUAUACUGAAUUAAACUACCGGUAGUCUUUAUGUUAGAAUAUGUGUGAGCUGCUAAUGAAAAUGACACAUACCCUGUAUGCUGAUUAGGUAAUUAAUAUGCAAAUCCGGACCCAUGUUGUAGCUCGUGUUCAGAUUGGCCACCACACUUUCAUCAAGAUUGAACAAAAUCAGUCCAAUGAUGGUCGAGUUAUCAUGCAAAUAAGCUUUAAAAUACGUACACACAUAAAUGGACGGACACACAAACACUUCCUUACAUAUUACUGUGAGCCUCCACUUACAGCUGGGCUGCCCACAAAAAGGACCAAUGAUUAUGAAUGAGGAGGAAACAUGCAGUUAAAUGGUGAUCUUGAGCAUAAAUAUAUUGAUGUUUAAAUUAUUGUCUGUCAAUUAGGUUGUAUCUAAUUUUACUCUGAAAUUUAUAUUGUAUUUUCUUAUGAAUUAAUUAGUUUUCUCUGAUACAAUGUACACCACUGAUAAGAGUGGCAUCCGUCCGGGAGGAGAGGUUCAUUAGUCUUGUGUGCAAUUAAACAAAUACUCUUGUAGAAAAAGGGUGGUUGUAGAAAAGAAAAUUCCAGGUUGUACCAGUUGGUAUAACCUGGAUACUAGAGGAGUGAGUGACAGGUGAAGCAGUAAACACGGUGAUAAUCUACAGCCUCAUUUGACGUAAUACUCUCUGUCGGGAAUAGUGUAAUUUUUUUAAUUGUUUAUUCUAGUUAAUGGAAAAUUAAAUUUUGUACAGUACUUAAAUCACUAUCAAAGGUAAAUCUAAUCUAUAUCAUUAUAGCCAACUUGAGAUUUAAGGGAAACAGUUGUAAGCAGUUUAGUGGAAAACAACUUGAAGGUUAAGAGUGACUAGAUAUACAGUAUAUAUUUUUAGAUAAUGGUUUGUAUUUGACAAUAAUAUCAAAACAUGUACUACUGUAAUGCAUAUUAAGUUUGGCAAAGUUACAUUUUACACUGUUAUACACUGUAGCCUGAGUUGCUUAACUGAUUUUACAAUGGUAUUAUAAAGAAUAUAAUCCAAGUAAGUUAUAGAAAUGACCUUUGUAGAAGUGUAAAUAACUCAUGUUUCACGUAAUUACCCCAUCACGAGUGCACUCUGUAUAAAGACUUCUGUACUGUACUAGUUGUGUGUAUAAAGUUAGUGUUUGUUACGAAGUAGUUCCAGAGUUGUGUCCAUCUGAUUGUACUGUAUCUUUCACUAAGUGCUUUUCCUAUAAAUCUUUGUGUGCUUGUGAUUUAUAUCCAAUAUCUCUCUCAUCUACACUGCUUUUGGUUCUUGGUGAAUGCUGCAACUUUUGCAAACAAGUAAACUGCCAUACUUUUCCAAGCAUAUUACCAAAAUCCAUGGUCUUCCCGUCAACAUUUUUGUCUGGACAACGACCCCUUGCCAUAUGCCUCAUGAUAGAUAACCUGCCUGUGCUAUUUUCCGUGCAUCAUUUUUACAUGUGGGGAUUGUAUUUGUUGUACUAUACAUUUUAGCCCUGAGUAGAAGUUACCCAUUAUUACAGUCUCAAUUGUCACUGGAAAUACUAAUGUGAGAAAAGGAUUGAAGGAUGUGUCUUUCCGCUCAGUGAUGGUUCUUGGCCACACCAUAUAUUGCCCUUCAUGGAUUGCUCUAAUGUAUCUCUGCUUUUAUUUGCUCUUAACUUUUUUUUACCUAUUCCCUAUUCUAUGCAUUUGCUAAGCCAACUCUCAUUUUCUUAACCAACAUUUUCCCACUGAGAUUUGUGACAGCUCCUGUGUGAUGUACCUAAGUGUAGAAUUCAUUAGCAGUGCAUCUGGAUCUUUGACAUGAUACUGGAUGAUAUUAACUACUGUAUAGUAUAAACACUUCAAAGGGGGAACGAUGUAAUACAGUUUUCAGUGUACUGUACCCUUUAAAAUUAAGUAAAAGUUAUACAGACUUUCAAAAAGGUAGUCAGUCUUCCUGUAAUCAAUGUCACAUGUAAAAGCCUUUGUAUAUAAUUACAAACCCCUUAUAUAAUUAUUUAUCACCUGAAUGAUAACAUUUUUGGUUGACGAUGCAUUAUCUCGCAUUUUUCUUAGUACGUUAAGUAGCUACUUCAAAGUGGUGAUUGUGCUUCCUCUAUCAUGAAGACAAACUACAGUCCAAUCAUUAAUUAUAUUUUUUACCUCUUUUGGAGAGUUGUCUUUAUGUUGACUGUUAAUAGUACAAACUAAGUCAGUUGCCAACACAUUCGAGAGAUUUUUUUAUGUCUCCUUUUUUGCUUCAAAUAUAAUGAAAUAAAUAAAAAGUCAAUAAUAAUCAUCACCUGCUGUGGCUUAUAAAAAUUAAUUACAAUAUUAACACUGUUUUUGCUGUAAUAUUCAUUGUGUAUGACUGUAUUGGUUAUGUCAUUCAGCAGGAAGUUAAAGAAGUGCUAAAUAUAAUUGUGAAAAAAUUAUCAGUUUGAUAAUUCAUAUUUAAUCGAUCUAAACAAUAAAUAUCCAUUGCCAAAAUGAUUUCUGGGUUAUCCUAUGUGACCAUGUUUGUUUGUGACACAGAAAAUAGGAUACACAAGCUGAAAUAAAACAGUACAAGUGUAUAUUUUUGGUAUUUAUCAGUUAUAUCUUAUUCUUGAUUAUUAAAGCUCUUCACUUUCAUCAAAUACGGGUGCAGCUAGAACUUUAGAUUAGCCGUUUGCUUUGUUGAAAUGUGGGUGGAUCUCUAUACAGUAUAUGUUAAAUAGGACUUUCUUUAAAUUACAAUAAAAACAAAACAUUUAAGAUCUUAUACUGUAUAAAUAACUUGGUCAUUAUGUGUCUCCAUACAAUCACAUAUCAAAGAUCCAGCAGCUUUGUUAAAAAUACUAAUAAAAUAAUUCUGUGCAUUUGUCUAGUGGUUAUGUACAUAAAGCAGCUGCCAAAUACUUUUAACACAAGAAAAGAAUUAGUGUAGUCAUGCUGGGUGAGUUGAUCAGUGUAACCAAUUAAAUUAAUUAAGACAAAAAAGCUAAAGAAAUGGGAAACAACUAAAAUCAUAUUGGUCGGACAGGAAGCUUGAGGAGUGAGGCUAAUGGAAAAAAUCCGUCAGUGAGGGAAAGACCAUCUGGUAUUCACGUAUAUAAAAUUUAUAAUUGAUGUGUUUGGUUUUGGCAUGUUAUUAUUAAUUGAAUAUCAUCAUUUACACAAGGAAUAAAUUUAUGGGGGAGGAGAAAAAAAAGUAGUGAAAGAUGCACAUUUAGUGUAAGAACAACAAAGAAUGUAAGUUUAUACUGAGUGAGGUGAUAUGUAUGUAUGUACUUUUUAUUACUGGUAGAUACAGGAAGGACAAUAAACAGAACUAGAAACUGUGUCUACUUCACUGUUAUCACACUAUGCACAUUGACAACAAAGGUUAACCUCCAAAAAUUAGCUAAUUGCAAAAGCUAACUUAAAACAUAACAAAUGUCAGAAAGUGCAAAAAUGUAGGUCAGUUGCCUACUUUUGAUAUUAAGCUGUAAAACUUAUGAAAUUGCAUGUGCUUCUAAAGUUUCACUACUACUACUGUGCUAUAUGGCAAAUUGUAAUGAAGUCAGGUUGUAUGUACGUACAGUACAGCUAUAGAUGGAACGGAUAUAUGAAUGGACGAUCAGACAAGGGUUACAGUUUUAUCCCCUUUCUAUUUUUGUACAAGGAAUAAAGACACAUUUGGGGAGACAAAAAUAUUGGCAGCAAAAAUAACAAUAUGCAACAUAUUGGUGGGUGGCUGUGUUUCCUAUUGCCCCAAAUCUCUUAAUAUGUAUCAUCUAAGUCGUUUAUUAUUAUUAACCCAAGAUAACAACUCGGGUGUCGGUCACAGGACAUAAGACCAGAAUUUAAAGCUAACUGGAUUCCUUGUACAGACUCUUAUACAUUGUUUAAUAUUCCUGUUAAAUACCCUACAAGAAUGAUGGCAUCUAUGAACUUGAUAUUUUCCUAAAGGAUAGUAAUUGUCUAUGCUUGUGGUUGCAGUGUUUGUAUGUAAAUAUAAUUUUCAGUUAGAAGCAGGUUGUCUUGUACCAGUGUUGAUCUCAAUCUUGAUAUUUUAAUUAGAGUGUUAUUUUAAUACUGUAUCGUACAAUAUAUACAGUAAGGAAGCAGUUCACCUAAUAUGUAACUGAUGCAAAACAUGAAUUUGCUUCCUUUAUGAACAUAUGAGUUAAUUAAUUCCAUGUUGAUGUAACUGAGACAUCUGCUUUAUAGUGUUUAUCCUUCAUUAAGAGAACUGUAAACCAAUUAGGAGAUAGUCAUUAGCUUUUACAUCUAGACCAAACUAGUUUUUGCCACAAAAACUGACCAAGUCCACCUCAACAGCAGAGUUCAUGAUCAGGAGCCAUGUCUCUGAACAGUAUAAAGUGAAUAAAUAUUUCAAUUCUUCUAAGUUGUUUUUGUGAUGUAACAAGGAUAAAUGUUUGAGAAAUCAUUACUUUGUUUAUACUUGUAUUAUCAAGUUUACAAAGCCAGAACCACAUCCAAAGUGGAGUGGCAGUUUUAAUGAGCAAAUAACAUUAUAGUACAGUACCAGCAAACUAACCAUAAAGCCUUUACCUAUCAUUUAAAAUCUAAACAUGUUUUUUGGGGGGAGGGAGGACCCAGAACAUCUCUUAUAGAUACAGUACAGUAUUAUAUUUAUGAAUCAUUAGUUUUAAAUGAAAAGAAUAAUACUGUAAGCUUCACACCAUUUACAUGUUCUGUAGUACAAUAAUCUCCCACCAAUGUUCAAGGUUCAGUCCAAAAAUGUUGCUAAUUUAUCACCACUGGAGAGAUGAUUUAAUAUGAUUUAACUUCCAUAACUCUAAGUCUUCCAAUGAUUGAACCUUUGAAGUCAUAUUUAUAUUUCCACAACUUUUAUGGUUUCUUAUGUAAAUAAACACUGUGGCAGCCAGAACUCAGCCAUGAAUUAUGGAUAUUUUACCACAAAAUUUAAAAAGAUGUUAGUACUGGAGGUACCCGCAAAUUUAAGAAUGAGAAUUUGAAUUUCGUGAAUUAAUGCGACGUCACUGUUAUUCUAAACAAAAAACAUAAUACUCCAGUGAGAGAUACUUUCAGUUAUACCCACAGCACAAUUCAGGCAACAAUAGAAAGUUUAUACAUUUCUAUAAUGGUGCAAAAUGGAGGACCUGUUAUUGCGUUUCAUUGUCUUUCAUCCAAGUUGAUAUUUUUUUUUCUUUACGUAAUUUGGUAAAAGUUCCUGGAUAUGUUUUAUUGAAUUUAAAGUUGAUUAUACAUACUAAAAUGACCUAGUUUCUCAUACUCAUGUAAGAUGUAAACCAAAUCCAUUUUAACCCCUUGUGGAUGGGAUCACUUCCAAGGUGAAUAAAAUCAUCUGAUAUUAGCCAAAUAAAAUAUUCAAAGCAGCAACCCCACAGUGAAGGUGUAAACACGUAAUCCACAUAAGUGUUCUCGUAGUCUGAAGUGGCAUAAGAUUUUCUUAAAUACGAGAGAGAAACCCACAGAACCAAAAUUAUUGCCCAUUUUCCAGAAUAAUUUACCCAGUUUAGAUAUACCCUAGACACCCCACCCUACCCUACCAUGUUUUGUAUAUAGGUAGCUGCUGGUGUAACUGUGGUGUGUAACAUGAAAAAUAUGAUCCAAGUUAAAAAUUAGAGAGGCAAGAAUGGAUCAGUGACUGUCAAGUACGGGAAUCACAAGAUCCUUGUCAUACACUUAACUUUAGUUUGGUACGAGGAUGAAAAAGCAAAUGUCUAUGAGGAAAGAUCACCGAGAAGAAUACUUGUUUUCUAAGUGGCAUGAUAUGUACAAUAUUCUUUUUGAUCUAGAAGUGCUUUUCUGCGACUUUUAUUUUAUAUUACAGUACGUUUGUUAUGUAAUUUAUUGAGGAAUCAAAUGCUAAGGAUCGUGAAAAUAUUGUAAACACUGAGUCAUGGCUUUAUGUUGACUGACAAAUACUAUUAAAAGAAUCACUGCAUUAAACAUACUACUUCUUCAUUUUGUCAACACUGUAGUUAUGUUUGUUAACUGUAGUUGUGAAGGAAGAUAAAACCUUCCCGAGUAAAAAGAUCUUUAGAUUUUAUGGUUGCUAUUUAUUACACUUGAUUUGAUUAUGCUCAUUUGGUUAAUGGUGAAAAAAUUAUAUAUUUUUAUGUACCGUAUAACUAUGUAAGUCUUAAAUUAUCCCAAUGUUUUUACCAUGUGAGUUUGAAUUGUAGUAACUCUUGUUAAUUAUAAUGCAAAAUAAAAUUUAUGCUGAUACA